UGGCGAGGCAGAGCGAGCGAGCGAGCGGCUGGUACCCACACACACAGAGCGGACGAUGACCCUGAACAGGCCGGAGCGGAGCCGGGGGCUGGACAAGCGGCGGGGCAGCAUCCCGCUGCACGUCCAGCAGCUGCACCGCCGGAGUAUGCCGGUGGACGAGCGGGAGCUGCAGGCGGGCAGUGCCUGCCCGCUGUCGCGCUGCCCCGGGCAGAGCCACCCCGCCGCCUGCACCCCCGGCUCCUCGGACUCGGUCACCUCCAGCGGCAGCGAGUCCGCCGGCGUCUACAAGGUGAUUCUGCUCGGGGGCCACGGCGUCGGCAAGUCCAGCCUGGCGCGGAUAUUCGGAGGCGUGGAGGAGGGGGAGCCUCAGGAGGCGGAGGGGAGAGGAGACGCAUUCGACAGAUCGAUCAUGGUGGAUGGAGAGGAAGCCAAUCUCCUUGUCUUUGAUAUCUGGGACCAGGACGACACCAACUGGAUCCGCGAUCACUGCAUGAAGCUAGGAGAUGCCUACAUCAUCGUGUACUCGGUGACCGACAGGGUCAGCUUCGAGAAGGCUUCCGAGCUGAGGAUCCAGCUGAGGAGAGUGAGGCAAGCCGAGGACAUUCCCAUCAUCCUGGUUGGGAACAAGACCGACUUGGUGCGGACCAGAGAGGUGUCAGUGGACGAGGGCCGGUCCUGCGCUGUCGUUUUCAACUGCAAGUUCAUCGAAACGUCAGCCGCGCUGCACCACAAUGUGCGGGACCUGUUUGAGGGCAUCAUCCGCCAGAUCCGCCUGCGCAGAGACAGCAAGGAGGACAACGAGAGGCGGCUGGCAAACUCCAAGAGGCGGGAGAGUGUGGGGCAGAAGGCCAAGCGGUUCCUGGGCCGGAUUGUGGCCAGAAACAACAAGAAGAUGGCCUUCAAGCAGAAGUCCAAGUCCUGCCACGACCUGUCUGUCCUCUGACGUGGGACUGAGAUGGAUCGCGCGGCUGAUCGCAGCCAUCAGCAGACCUGUGUGUGUCCUCGAGUGGGGGGUUGAAGGGGAUGUCAUUGCUCAGAGUUCACUGGGAACCAACUAUGCAAAAUGGAUCUGAAACGUUGCCCAAGAUGCAAGGUGCUGCAGUCCGUCCCGACCUCAGAAGCUGUGAUUCCAACCCUACCCCGGAAUCUUGGAGCACAGCCUCGGAAUUCCUACCUCUUCCAUAUUGAACAUGGCACCUCCCUCCCCCACUCUCCACACAAGAGCUUGUCCCUGAUGGUACUGUGACAUCCUCUGACAGUGCUCUCUGCUGCUGCCACCCUAUCGCUGAGAGUUGGGGGCCGUGCAGCAGGGAGGGGGCGGUGACCUGGUGGGGUGGCUCUGCCAGCUGUAGCCAGGCUCGAUGGAUUUUCCGGUGGAGAGUCACCAGUACAUUUCCUCCUUGUUGAAGGUAAAAGGGUGCAUUACUCCGAGAUUAUUAAUGUGAAGGCUGUGGGGUGGGAUGUCUCCGUGUGGUCUCUGCUGCACAAUAGCUGGGUUUUACUCUGGCUGGUGGGUACAAGGCUAACGUGAUAUUUGAUGAAAGUUGUUUCCCGUGGUAGGGGAGUCCCGUACAAGAGGGCACGACUUCAGGAUUGAAGGGCGCCCAUUCAGAACAGAGAUGCGGAGAAAUUUUUUUAGCCAGAGCGUGGUGAAUCUGUGGAAUUUGUUGCCACGGGCGGCUGUGGAGGCAAAGUCAUUGGGUGUAUUUAAGGCAGAGAUUGAUAGGUAUCUGAGUAGCCAGGGCAUCAAAGGUUAUGGUGAGAAGGUGGGGGAGUGGGGCUAAAUGGGAGAAUGGAUCAGCUCAUGAUAGAAUGGUGGAGCACACUCGAUGGGCUGAAUGGCUGACUUCUGCUCCUUGGUCUUAUGAUGAAGGGAAGGGAUUGCUCUGGUACAGACCCAAGUUUGGCCUGGCAACUGAACACACAUUACACUGGGUGCAACAGGGACACAAGAGACUGCAGAUGCUGGAACAACUCCCAACUCCACCCACCCUCCCCUCCCCUCCCCUGCUGGUCACCUUACACCACCAAUCACCUUGGGCCCCCGUCUCACCCCUCCCCCUCUCCUCUCUAUACUGGCCAUCUCCCCUCUCAGUCCUGAGGCAGGGUCUCAACCUGAAACGUUGACAAUUCCUUCCCCCGCCACAGAUGCUGCUCAACCCGCUGAGUUCCUCCAGCGGAUUGUGUGUUGCAUUGGGUACACCAGGCCGGACACAUUGGUCAGGAUAGCCAUUGGAUCAUCCGUGACCUCGAUGGUGGAGCAGCAGAGUGGCCUGCUCCUGUCCCGAGCCAAACAGCCAGGGGCUUCAGGGCGGGUGGUGGAGGUGAGGAGCUCCACUCGGGGAGAGUUGGCACUGAGGCACAGACUGAGUGGGUGUUCAGGAAGUGGGGGGGGGGGUGGGGUCCAGUGGUGGAGGAGCUGUCUCCUGUAGUCUGGUGAGGGAGCCACACUCUGCCCCAGUGCUGGGCAGAGGAACCCCAGUUACAAAGCCUCCCAUCCAGUCCUGAAUCCAAUGGACAAUCUGAAGGUAAAUCAGAGCAGACUUAAUGGGCCGAAUGUCCGACUUCUGCUCUAAAUGGACUUUGCUCUAAAGCCAACCCUCUGCCCUACUCCAUGGACGAGAGAGCCCAGAGGAGGCACUCGGAGGGUCCUCUCCCUCUGCCCAUCUAAACAGUCCAACAGCACAAGCCGGAGGAGGUGGGAAUGUCAGGAAAGAAUCCACGGUGGGAAUUUCUGGAAGGAAUCCAUGUGUGAAGCUGGGGAAUCUGAUCCGGGGUCUGGAUUCUAUUCCCUUGUAAGGGAUGAGUCAAUAACUGGGAUUGGGGCAGUGGGCGGGUGGUGGGGGGGGGGAGAGGAAGUGUGGGGCGAUGGGAGCAGGGGUUACACAAUGAAGGGGGGCAGUUAAACAACACCAGCCCCUGAUCUAAUGAAGUGGGGAGAUACUACCUGAACUGUGAGCAACAGAGCAUCAAGUUUAUUGAAGUUAGACAGAAGAAAUGGAAACCAAAGAGAGGUCACACAUGUCUGUCAACUUGUGAAGUGCGCAGGCUCGUACAUCACUGAGGACAUUUGGUCAUGUAAUGAUCAAAGAACAGUUGGGCAGCUGAUGAGAAACAAAGUAAUAACUGAGCAAUAAGACAUUAUCACUGCGGUUCACAGCUAGGUCCACUCUGGUUCAUUUCUGUUUAAUAUUGCUGUAUUCAAAUGAUUUCCUAACUGUUUACAUAUAAAUUUUUGUAUUUAAAAUAAAAUUUAUUAAGCAUU
Molecule: messenger RNA, 3265 nt
Organism: Pristis pectinata (smalltooth sawfish)
Lineage: Eukaryota; Metazoa; Chordata; Chondrichthyes; Rhinopristiformes; Pristidae
Gene: rrad
Product: Ras-related associated with diabetes
Exons: 5
Coding region: 56-943 (295 amino acids)
Biological process (GO): negative regulation of high voltage-gated calcium channel activity
Cellular component (GO): plasma membrane
Molecular function (GO): GTPase activity; calcium channel regulator activity; GTP binding
Source: RefSeq, a predicted model, not a curated record